Molecule: messenger RNA, 1881 nt
Organism: Dichomitus squalens LYAD-421 SS1
Lineage: Eukaryota; Fungi; Basidiomycota; Agaricomycetes; Polyporales; Polyporaceae
Exons: 9
Coding region: 802-1881 (359 amino acids)
Source: RefSeq, a predicted model, not a curated record
GCCAUUCUCUCGCCGAAACUCUCUCUGCUAUCGCACUCAUGUAUGUUGACAUGACACUCUGUACAGAUGCUCGCGUAUUUGAUUCCGUAUGGAUCUAGAGGGCUUUGUAGGUGAAACACGGUGAUCACCGCGGCCACAAGAAUGUCGUCCAUUGCACCAAGAAUACUAUCGCUGACGUUCACAACCAUUCACAGGGUACACUCUUCCCAUGCUGCUAUCGAACGGAAAGCAACAGGAACAGCGCCGUCGACUUCUACAGUGAUGUUCGCCGAUACGCAGCUAACGGGAGCCACACAGCACGUUUACGGGCUCUCAUCGGAAGGUCUGCUGAAUUCUCAUCACAUAUCCUGUGCAACGAUUACGAAGGGGCCGUGCGGCAUGGACUACCUCGCUCAACUGUUCAGUCGCAGCUCAGGGCUGUUUCUGGUGAAACACUUGGCCUGCAUGACAUCAUGAUGCGAAUUGCAUGGCUGUCUCACCCCUCUCUCAGUUCCUUAUAAAAUGCUAAUCACGCUGAUUUUGAAUGUCCAAACUUCGGUCGAGUUCGUUGGCGUCCCAAUACGAUGCAAGGCCGCGGAGGGAACCAGUCCUAUAGAGGCCAUGCGGCUCGAAGCACUAGCGUUUGAAGUAUAGAGCCAAGCGACCCUCACAACUAUGAACACCGCGAUGAGAUCGAUUGUAACUUCUCCUCUCACGUUUGCAGCAUCACUGAAUGUAGUAUAAAGAUUUCAUUGCCCGACGCCCCACCACAACCCUGCGCUCCAUCUAGGACAGGCAUACUGAGCAUCUCUGCGGUUGCGGAUGCCUGUCGUUACAGCUCUCAGAGUGAACCUCGCGCUGACCUGCGUGGAGAGCGCACUCUACGGGGCGUUUGUCGUCCUCGCUGUCACCUCUCUUGUGGUCCUCAUCGCCCGGCAUGGGAAAGACACCGGUCUAAGCUCAUCGCUGUCGCCAGCUGGUGUAAUCCAGUCCCCGCUAUGCAUGGGUACCGUCAUGUUACUCAUAACCGUCACCGGGCACUGGAUCACCACAGUCAUACGUCUCUACGAAGCAAUCAGGGACGAAACGGGCGGGACACAAGCUUCAGCGUAUUACCUAACAGUAGAAGCGAAGCCGCACGUCGUAGCCACUGCGUUUGUAGUCGCGUCCGUUAUAGUGGGAGAUAUCAUUCUGACGUACCGCAUCUGGGUCGUUUGGCACAGGAAGUUUUCAAUGAUCAUUUUUCCCAUCCUAUGCACGUUGGGAUACACGGCCACCGGCACAAGUGUCGUUGAACUGUUUGCGAUCUUCAACAGAGGAGAAAGCAUAUUUGUGAGAGCCUCCCAGAAACGGAUUAUAACUACUGCAGCACUCACCCUCUCGACAAAUGUUUACGGAACAGUCUCCAUCGCAUAUCGCAUUUGGGUGACUAACAGAGCUAUGAAACAUGGCCGCAUGAAGGGCUCCAGUAUAGGCUUAUACGAAGCAUUAGUCAUUUUCAUCGAGAGCGCGGCGCUUUACACGUCAUGGACGCUUUUCUUCCUUGUAUCAUACUCCGCCUCCUCACUCCUCGAAACCUUCGCCUUCCAUUGCAUCCCAGUUGUUACCGGCAUCUCAUUCAUGCUCAUCAUCGUCCGCGUCGGCCUCGGCUUCUCCUGGUCCGAGGAUACAGGGGAGAGCUUAGGAGUCACGACGCGCGUGCCGGUUGUCGGACGCCUGCCAACCCGUGGACAGGACUCGGGGGAGCCGUAUCCGCUGCGCAUGAUCACGCUGAAUGUGACACGAACCGUCGAGCGGGAGACGGACUUUGCUUUGCCGCAGUCGCCUGGGGACAAGGGGAGGAGGGGCAGCGUAGACGAGACGUUCAAGGAUCUGACGAAGGAUAGAGCAGAGUCGGUCUAG